GAGUAGCCACAGGGCAGCGGCGGGACAUGCCUGCACCGGGCAUGGGACUGCUGAACCAACAGCGCUCUGGCGGACCGCUUGGGACACCCGCCCGGAGGCAGGUUGGCACUGGCGCUGCCUGGAGGUCAGCCACUCAUUGUACCCCGGAGGAACUGGGUCCCACGGGGGCAUACGGCUCGCCCACCGGCACGCGUUAGGAGGCGAACACCUGCAUCCAGCUAGGUGUUCCGAGCGCAGGCCAGGGCUAGGGACUGCUCUGCCACCUUCUUCUCAUUCUUCCUGUAAGAACACUGUCUAUCUCGGACAAAAAGGAUCCACCUGACAGCAAGUGGUAUCGUCACACAGAGGUAACAGGGAAGUUAGGGAUCCUCCUGAGAAUCUGACAAAAGUUGGUGCCCCCUCCCCAUAGUGGCACUCAGAAAACUGCAGGUGAAACUACAAAUGGCGGAGGCACUCACAGGCUUCCUGGGGUCCGUCCAUUGAUCAGAUACCAGGUUAAGAAAUUCUGUCCUGAUUGGAGCCUAGACGGCAGCGCAAAGAAACCAGACGGACUUGGAAAGAGAGCCAGGGACUCCCUCCUCCCUCCAAACACAGCCAGCGUUUCAUCUCGGAUUGCGGGAGGGGCCUGGCGGAAGGUGGAGGAGAGGUGGAGCGCCUGGAUGGGGCCCUCCCCAUUCUCCUGGCCCCAACCCCAGGACGCCUGGCUGCGGAGGGCUCGAAAGCGAGCAGCGAACGCCCAAAGCCUGGGUGGCGGGAAGGUGGCAGCGCCCUGUAGCUUUUCCUUUGCAUUUUUCUUUAAAUCGUGAGCUCCGGAGCUAUCGUUUCGACCGCUGCUUUCCGGUCUCCACCUCCACCUCCCAGUUGGCUGGCUCGCCCUUCCCCCACCUCCCCAUCCCAACCCCCCCCAUCCCCACCCCCAUCCCCACCCCCAUCCCAGCCGCGUGCCCGACCCUCGGCCUCCAGCCCCGCCUCCUUCGCCGCGGGGUUUCACCCGCGGCAGAGUGAAAUCUGCAUAGUGACCGCCCCCUCGGAGCUCAUUGGUGCAGCCCCGCCCAUCGCGGCAGGUGAUUGGUGAGCCGCCGGGGAUUAUUUGCAUGUCGGACGCAGCCGGGUACCCAGCUGUGCUGCCGGCCGGCGCAGCGCAGAAGUUUGCAGAGCGCUUUCUCGCCGGCUGGUCCCGGACUCGCGCUGCGCCCUGCACCCUGCGCCGCCGCCUCCUCCUCCUCCUUCUGCCGCCGCCGCCCUGUUCUCCCGGGAUUCCUUCUCUGUGGAGGACUGACGCUCUGCUUGUGGGAAUUAGAGGUGGACAAGGGGGAGUGCCGGGGGGUAGCGACGGGGGUCUUUCCAGUGACAGCUGCGAGUCGGGACGCCGGGAGCGUGGGGCUCCUGCUGGCCACGGAUCUCGCCCACCUUCCCGCGGCCUCCGGGCAGGCAAUGCGGCCGCCGAGCCCCGCGACGCAGAGAGGAAGGAGGGUGGCCCGGAGAGCCUAGAGCUUGUUUCUGCCCACUUGGGAAAGAGGGCAUGGAGUUGUGAGUGCCCCUCGCUCGGCGACGCCGCCCUCGGCAGCCUCCCCAUGGCCGGGACGUACAGCUCGACUCUGAAGACGCUGGAGGACUUGACCUUGGACUCCGGGUAUGGGGCCGGGGACUCGUGCCGCUCGCUCAGCCUCUCGUCCUCCAAGUCCAACUCGCAGGCGCUCAACUCUUCGGCGCAGCAGCACCGCGGGGCGGCCUGGUGGUGCUACUCCGGCUCCAUGAACAGCCGCCACAACAGCUGGGACACGGUGAACACGGUGCUGCCCGAGGACCCCGAAGUGGCCGACCUCUUCUCGCGCUGUCCGCGGCUCCCCGAGCUGGAGGAGUUCCCCUGGACCGAGGGAGACGUGGCCCGGGUGCUCCGCAAAGGCGCUGGCGGCCGGCGGCUGCCCCAGUUCUCCGCCGAGGCGGUGAGGCGCCUGGCCGGGCUGCUCCGCAGGGCACUGAUCCGCGUGGCCCGCGAGGCGCAGCGCCUGAGCGUGCUGCACGCCAAGUGCACCCGCUUUGAGGUGCAGAGCGCCGUGCGCCUGGUGCACAGCUGGGCGCUGGCUGAGAGCUGCGCGCUGGCAGCCGUCAAGGCGCUGUCCCUGUACAGCAUGAGCGCCGGCGACGGGCUGCGCCGGGGCAAGUCCGCUCGCUGCGGCCUCACCUUCUCAGUGGGCCGCUUUUUCCGCUGGAUGGUGGACACCCGAAUCUCCGUGCGCAUCCACGAGUACGCAGCCAUCUCCCUCACCGCCUGCAUGGAGAACCUGGUGGAGGAGAUCCGGGCCAGGGUGAUGGCCAGCCAGAGCCCUGAUGGCGGAGGGGCCGGAGGCGGGGAGGUGUCUGCUGAGGCCCUGGAGAUGGUCAUCAACAACGACGCCGAGCUCUGGGGCGUCUUGCAGCCCUAUGAGCAUCUCAUCUGCGGCAAGAACGCCAAUGGUGUCCUCUCCCUCCCCGCAUACUUCAGCCCCUACAACGGCGGGUCCCUGGGCCAUGACGAGCGAGCCGAUGCCUAUGCCCAGCUGGAGCUCCGGACCCUGGAGCAGUCCCUCCUGGCCACCUGCGUGGGCAGCAUCUCGGAGCUGAGUGACUUGGUCUCCCGUGCCAUGCACCACAUGCAGGGGCGUCACCCCCUGUGCCCGGGUGCCAGCCCUGCCCGCCAGGCCCGCCAGCCGCCACAGCCCAUCACUUGGUCCCCCGACGCCCUCCACACGCUCUACUACUUUCUGCGGUGUCCACAGAUGGAGUCCAUGGAGAACCCCAACCUGGACCCCCCGAGAAUGACCUUGAACAAUGAACGGCCCUUCAUGCUGCUGCCGCCCCUCAUGGAGUGGAUGCGCGUGGCCAUCACCUACGCAGAGCACCGCCGCAGCCUUACCGUGGACAGCGGCGACAUCCGGCAGGCAGCCCGGCUGCUGCUGCCUGGUCUGGACUGUGAACCUCGGCAGCUCAAACCCGAACACUGUUUCAGUUCCUUCCGGAGGCUGGAUGCCCGAGCAGCUACUGAAAAAUUCAACCAGGACCUGGGUUUCCGCAUGCUCAACUGUGGGAGGACAGACCUCAUCAACCAAGCCAUCGAGGCCUUGGGUCCGGAUGGGGUUAACACCAUGGAUGACCAGGGUAUGACGCCACUGAUGUAUGCCUGCGCUGCUGGGGACGAAGCGAUGGUCCAGAUGUUGAUUGAUGCUGGGGCAAACUUGGACAUCCAGGUUCCAAGCAACUCCCCCAGGCACCCUUCCAUCCACCCCGACAGCCGGCACUGGACCUCACUGACAUUCGCUGUGCUGCAUGGACACAUCUCUGUGGUCCAGUUGCUGCUGGAUGCUGGUGCCCAUGUCGAGGGCUCGGCAGUGAACGGCGGCGAGGACAGCUAUGCGGAGACGCCCCUGCAGCUGGCCUCUGCGGCAGGGAACUACGAGCUGGUCAGUUUGUUGCUGAGCCGAGGUGCCGACCCCCUCCUCAGCAUGCUGGAGGCCCACGGCAUGGGCUCCUCCCUCCACGAGGACAUGAACUGCUUCAGCCACUCAGCUGCCCACGGCCACAGGAACGUCCUGAGGAAGCUCCUGACGCAGCCGCAGCAGGCUAAAGCGGACGUGCUGUCCCUGGAAGAGAUCCUGGCCGAGGGUGUGGAGGAAAGUGAUGCGUCGAGCCAGGGCAGCGGCAGCGAGGGGCCCGUGCGGCUGAGCCGGACCCGUACCAAGGCCCUACAGGAGGCCAUGUACUACAGCGCUGAGCACGGCUAUGUGGACAUCACCAUGGAGCUGAGGGCACUGGGAGUCCCCUGGAAGCUGCACAUCUGGAUCGAGUCUCUGAGGACCUCGUUCUCGCAGUCGCGGUACUCGGUGGUGCAGAGCCUCCUGCGGGACUUCAGCUCCAUCAAAGAGGAGGAGUACAACGAGGAGCUGGUGACCGAGGGCUUGCAGCUCAUGUUCGACAUCCUCAAGACCAGCAAAAACGACUCCGUCAUCCAGCAACUGGCUGCCAUCUUCACCCACUGCUAUGGCAGCAGUCCCAUCCCCAGCAUCCCAGAGAUCCGGAAGACCCUGCCGGCCAGGCUAGAUCCACACUUUUUGAACAAUAAGGAGAUGUCAGAUGUGACCUUCCUGGUGGAAGGAAAGCUGUUUUAUGCACAUAAAGUCCUGCUGGUGACAGCUUCUAACAGGUUCAAGACACUAAUGACCAAUAAAUCAGAACAGGAUGGGGACAGCAGCAAGACCAUCGAGAUCUGCGACAUGAAGUACCACAUUUUUCAGAUGAUGAUGCAGUAUCUGUACUACGGAGGAACAGAAUCCAUGGAGAUCCCCACCGCUGACAUCCUGGAGCUGCUGUCAGCUGCCAGCCUGUUCCAGCUGGAUGCCCUGCAGAGGCACUGCGAGAUCCUGUGCUCCCAGACCCUCAGCGUGGAGAGUGCCGUGAACACCUACAAAUAUGCCAAGAUCCACAAUGCCCCAGAACUGGCCCUGUUCUGUGAGGGCUUCUUCCUCAAGCACAUGAAGGCCCUACUGGAGCAGGAUGCCUUCCGGCAGCUCAUCUACGGCCGCAGCAGCAAAGUGCAGGGCCUGGAUCCACUGCAGGACCUGCAGAACACCCUGGCAGAGCGCGUGCACUCUGUCUACAUCACCUCCCGGGUGUGAGGCAGGGGGCGGAGGCUGCCGAGGCCAGGGCCUGUGGAGGUGCCAGGGCCCACCAUGUCGGGGUAUGGUUGUAGGCCCUCUUGGAGCCAGGUUCACGGGGCUGUUUCCUCCUCCUUCCCCAGAUGUCCCCCCUGUCACAGGGCAGCUCACCCUCAUCUCCUCUGCCCUAGAGCUGUUUGUUCAAUCACUGAUGGGCAAAGGGGAGAUGUAGCUAACUGGUGGCCCUCCUCCCCAUCUCAGUUUGCAACUCAAGGGCAGCCAUGCACUCCCCCUGGGUGUCGCUCUCCCCUCCUGCAGGUCAGCAGCUGAUCCUGAUCCACCUCCGCCCAGGCCCUCCAAGCUCUACUCACCCCUAGGGCCUCAGUAAACUCAGACCAUCCCAACUGGGGCUCCUGGGGGUAUAGGAAUCCUUAUGAAUGUAUAGAAUGCAUACUGCCUAGGCCCCCAGUCGUCUACAGUAAUUCAAAAGCUGGUAUUUUUCUUCCUAAAUGUCACAUAGCAAAGGCUGCCCAAAUCCCCAAACUUGUUCUUCAAAGGUUUGACAGGCUUAAUGUGGGCAUCCAGUGGCCUGUGGACCCCCCCUGCCACCACGACUGCUGCCACCCGGAGUCCCAUUGUCUUUGGUGCCUGGGCUUCCAGAGUCCCUCCCAUCAGGACUACCAGCUUGCUCAGCAGCAGAGGGCAGUUCCCCAGCUUGAUGGUUUCUGAGCUAAGUCUGGCAUGGAGGGGCAAGGGGGUAGGGGAUGGGGUGCUGUGUAGGAAUGGCCUCAGCUCUUGUUUUGCUGCUGGUUUUAGGGGCCAAAGUAAAUGGGUGGAUUCUGGAACCUCAGGCCUAGACUAGGUUGCCUUUGUGGGGGCGAUGAAGCAGAGUCCCCUGGUCAAGUCUCUCGGCUCCUUUAAUGUAGGAUUGAGAGCUGGGCAAACACGUCCCACUGGGGACUGUGACUCUUGGAGAUUAAAGGACAGGGCAUUGAUGGAAGGUAAGGGCCGGGAGAAGAGGCCUUUCUGCUGUGUCCCCUCACGGCCUUGCCCUCGAAUUCUGCAGGCCCUGGGCUCCCCUGACAAACACGUCCCACUGGGGACUGUGACUCUUGGAGAUAAAGAAGAGGGCAUUGAUGGAAGGUAAGGGCCGGGAGAAGAGGCCUUUCUGCUGUGUCCCCUCACGGCCUUGCCCUCGAAUUCUGCAGGCCCUGGGCUCCCCUGACACCUGUCAUAUUUAUGGACCAGACACUGGGGCAGCAUCAGGCACAGCCUGUCUGGGUGCAACUUCUUCAGCUGUCUGGCCGCACCUUAAAAACUAUUUAUUCACCAAAAGCCCCAGGCAUUUCAGAAGGUGUCACUCAGGUCACCCUGAAAAGCCCCCAGGGGCUUGCAAUUCUGGAAAAUAUUUUGACUAGCUGCUUGGCUGGAUGUACAAAGAAAUAGGCAUUAUUUUAUUGCUGUAAUAUUGUAUGAUACUUUAACUGUACAAUAAUGUUGUCACUUACUGUAAAUGUACUAUGGUUUUAUUAACAAUAAACACUCAUUAACAAUGA
Pan troglodytes (chimpanzee) is the source of this 6187-nucleotide messenger RNA. It is a transcript of the gene ABTB2, whose product is annotated as ankyrin repeat and BTB domain containing 2. Gene Ontology annotation, molecular function: protein heterodimerization activity. The record is from RefSeq and is a predicted model, not a curated record. The transcript has 17 exons. Bases 1095 to 4652 code for a protein of 1185 amino acids. Lineage: Eukaryota; Metazoa; Chordata; Mammalia; Primates; Hominidae.